Messenger RNA from Gastrolobium bilobum, 1965 nucleotides. RefSeq lists its product as uncharacterized. The record is from RefSeq and is a predicted model, not a curated record. Gene Ontology annotation, molecular function: RNA-DNA hybrid ribonuclease activity; nucleic acid binding. Gene Ontology annotation, biological process: DNA integration. Bases 1 to 1965 code for a protein of 654 amino acids. Lineage: Eukaryota; Viridiplantae; Streptophyta; Magnoliopsida; Fabales; Fabaceae. The transcript has a single exon.
AUGAAUGAGGUUUUUAGGGACUUGAUCGGCAAUUGUAUAGAAGUUUACAUUGAUGACAUGAUAGCCAAAUCAAAAAUGGCAGACCAACAUUUAGCUGAUCUCCAAGGCAUUUUCCAAAGACUGCGAAAAUUUAACAUGCGCCUCAACCCCAGCAAGUGCGCUUUUGGUGUUCCCGCGGGAAAUUUCCUUGGCUUCAUGCUCACGGAGCGAGGCAUAGAGGUCAACCCAGACAAGUGCAAGGCAGUCAUUGAAAUGCGAAGCCCGCAGACAAUCAAGGAAGUUCAGCAGCUAACUGGAAGGCUGGUGGCCCUCGCCCGUUUUUUGGCAAACUCAGCACAUAAGUCCCUCCCCCUAUUCGGGUUGUUAAAAAAGGGGACCGCCUUUCGGUGGUCAGAAGAAUGCGAGAGCGCCUUUCAGGAGUUCAAAAGGGCUCUCUCAUGCCCACCAGUACUUUCUAAACCCGAGCACGGAGAAAUGUUAUACUUAUACCUCGCCGUCGAAUCAGAGGCAAUCAGCGCGACCCUAGUCAAGGAGUCAAUAGAAGGACAAAAACAUGUCUAUUUUAUCAGCAAAGUCUUACAAGGAGCGGAGCUCCGGUACCAGCAAGUCGAGAAGGUAGCAUUAACACUCAUUUUUGCUGCAAGGCGUUUAAGGCCGUACUUCCAGUGCCAUCCAAUCACUGUUAGAACAAACGAGCCAAUUCGACAAGUGUUGCAUAAGCCAGACCUGGCUGGAAGAAUGAUGUCGUGGGCGAUAGAACUAUCAGAAUACCAGAUCGCCUACGAACCAAGAACGGCUAUUAAGGCCCAAGCCUUGACAUAUUUCAUCGCUGAAAUGACUCCAAACCCCCAUCCGGAGAAGCAUGCAACUGAAAUGCCUACAGCUGGUAACUGGAAGUUGUACGUUGAUGGCUCUUCGAACGCCAAAGGAUCGGGCGCUGGGAUGAUAGUCGAGAACCCAGAUGGCGUAGCACUCGAACAUUCUCUGACCUUUGACUUCAACGCUACGAACAAUCAGGUAGAAUAUGAGGCCAUGAUAGCAGGACUGCUCCAAGCAAAAGAAAUGGGCGCCAGACGCCUUAAAGUCUUCACAGAUUCCCAACUGUUAGCUUUCCAGAUCUCAGGCGAAUACCAAACCAAGGGACCAUUAAUGUGCAGGUACUUGGAGGAGGUAAAGGAGUUGAUUGAAAGUUUUGAAGCUGUUGAAAUAGAGCAUAUAAGGCGAUCUGAAAAUACACGGGCAGAUAUCCUCGCCAAGUUGGCAAGCACCCAAAGCCCAGGGAACAACAGAUCGGUAAUCCAGCACAACAUGCCAAGCCCGUGCAUCGUAAUGAGCAUUUCUAACCCCCCAGAGGACGCCACUGAGGAAACCUGGGCAACGCCUAUCAUCAACUACUUAGCCGAAGGGGUGUUACCCUCAGAUAGGAGUGAAGGUCAAAAGCUAAUACGGCGGUGCGCACAUUUCUGCCUAGUCAAGGGAUGUUUAUACAAGCGAGGGACCUCGACCCCACUCCUGAAGUGUUUGAACCCUAAUGACGUCCAGUACGUAAUUGAAGAAAUUCAUGAAGGUAUCAACGGCCAUCACAUAGGCGGUCACUCACUGGUAAAGAAGGCAUUGAGAGCAGGGUUUUACUGGCCAACCAUGGAGCGUGAUGCUCAUGAGCAUGUAAAGAAAUGCGAAAACUGCCAAAGAUUCGCUGACAUACACAGAGCACCACCCGAAGAAUUGGCAUCGAUCACAUCUCCAUGGUCGUUCUACAAGUGGGGAAUUGACAUCCUCGGGCCUUUCUCCAAGGCGGCUGGGCAAAUCCAGUGGUUAAUCGUCGACAUUGACUACUUCACCAAAUGGGUAGAAGCAGAACCCUUAGCUACUAUCACGUCCCAAAAAGCAAGAAGGUUCUUCUGGAGAAGCAUUGUCUACCGAUUUGGUAUCCCUGGGGAGGUCAUUACUAAUAACGACACUUAA